Molecule: messenger RNA, 3951 nt
Organism: Drosophila pseudoobscura
Lineage: Eukaryota; Metazoa; Arthropoda; Insecta; Diptera; Drosophilidae
Gene: Mat89Ba
Product: nucleolar protein 6 Mat89Ba
Exons: 6
Coding region: 239-3877 (1212 amino acids)
Biological process (GO): tRNA export from nucleus; rRNA processing
Cellular component (GO): CURI complex; small-subunit processome; UTP-C complex
Source: RefSeq, a predicted model, not a curated record
GGCUGCCACCGGACUAUGUAUUAAGCAAAACAAUUUUAAUUGUUUAUGAACAUAUUUCAUUAACUUUUGUCCACUCCGCACUAAAUCCUUCGAUUUUUUACAGUUUGACCUAAAAUCUACAGCUUGCGGCCAGGGUGACCAUACUUCGGCUGCAGAUAAAAUACCCAGGAAAAUACUGAAUGGCAACACGUGCAGUCCAGUCCAGAUAACAUAAUUUACAUUUGAUCUGUUGAGCAAAAUGGGUAAAAUUAAGAAAAUUCAACGGAAAGGGCCACCGGCCACGAAACGUCCGCCAAAAGCCGCUCGAACAGAAUCUGCAGACUCUGCGUUGGGUCUUGAUGCACACAGUGAUCUGGAGAAGCCAGCCACAAGCAGCGAUGAUGGUUUCGAGGAGCCGACGCCAAAGCCAAAGCCAUCCAAGAAGACCACAACAUUGCCAGGACCCGUCUCGAUCAUUGCGCAAAAGAAGAACAAGUUCAGGACAGACGAUGGGAAGAAUGUGAAGCCACCGACGCUGGAGGAGAUGAAAGAAUUGCGUGACACACGCAAUCUCUUUCACUCGAAUCUCUUCAAGCUGCAGGUCAAAGAGAUGCUGGAGGAGAUCCAACUAAAGACCAAGUACACCGAGUACAUAGACAAUUGGAUGGAAUCCUUUACAGUCUUCACACAGCGGCUGAAAGAUGGCUUGGUGGAGAAGAGCCAGCUGGAAGUGCCCUUGAAUGUGGACAAGAAGAUAUCGGGCUUUAUCUUCUCCAAGCCCACGAAAGAGCCUCAACUGAUUGGUGCUGCCUCCACGGGUACUUUGCUGGGCCCAAAGAUCGUAGUAGAUGUGGCCCUGGAGAUGCCCAAGGACUGUCUACACAAGGAUGACUAUCUAAACCUUAUAUACGAUCAGAAGCGGGCCCUGUACCUGACCUACGUAACGAAUCAGAUGAGGAGCGAUCCGGCCUAUUCCCAGGAUAAUUUUGCCUUUAACUAUCAUGGCAAUAAUCCUCUCAAGCCAGUGCUGGAGCUAACGCCAGCCGCCAAGCAGGUGUCAAAGCACCUACAGCUGCGUUUGUUUAUCACGGCGCCACAGAGCACCUUUAAGCCGGGCAGAUUUGUGCCCUGGAACAAUAAUAUACGGCCCACAUACUAUAACGAUGAGUGGGAUGAGGAGGAGGCACUGCCGUCCACACAGCACUAUAAUGCCAGUGUUCUGUUUGACCUGACGCUGGCCCAGAACCAGGCACUCCUCGACAAGGCCUUCAAGGGCAGACGCAACUUUCAGGACGGUCUAUUGCUGCUCAAAGUAUGGCUGCGUCAGCGGGAGCUAGACAGAGGAUUCACUGGCUUUGGUUCGCACAUCCUGGCGGCGUUCAUCGUGUAUCUAAAUCAACAGCGCAUACUGCAUCAGUCGAGCAGCAGCUACCAAGUGGCACGCACCGUUUGGAAUCAACUGGCCAACACAGACUGGACGAAUGGCAUCACCCUAGCGCCCGCCUCAGGCCAAACAGAGCAGCUGAGCACCAUGGCCGGCUACUACGAUGUGUGCUUCAUGGAUGUCUCCGGACAGCUCAAUCUCUGUGCGAAUGUGCCGCUGGGAGUGUACCAGAGGGUCCGAGCAGAGGCUAAACUAGCUGUAGACUUACUGAAUGAUAUGAAAUUGAAUAGUUUCCCGUACAUUUUCAUGCAAAAGUGUCCACUGUACACGCGCGUGGAUAACAUACUAAAGAUCACAAACUACUCGAGUAUACAGCAAAUGCUUGUUCUUCAUUCGAAGCCGCAGAUGAAGUACGAUUUUGCGAGUUAUGGCUAUCCUCAGCUGCUGCAAAUCCUGACAGAGCUUCUGCAAAAGGGACUUAAGCAACGUGUCCAGGCCAUUCUACCCAUAGAAACCGUCAGCAGUGCAUGGCCCGUCGAGAGCAAGGCCCCUAUCAUCGGACAAUCCAUACAGCUGGGUCUCAUACUCGAUCCAGAGCAUGCGUAUGAAGUGCUCGACAAGGGACCGUCAUCCAACGAUGAUCCCGAGGGAUCUGCCGAGUUUCGAAAGUUUUGGGGCGAUAAAUCCAAUCUGCGACGCUUUCAGGAUGGCAGCAUCACGGAGGCUGUUGUGUGGGGCACAACCAAAGAUGCGCCAAGCAAGAAGCGACUGAUUGUGCGGCAGAUCGUGAUGCAUCUGCUGGAGCAUCAUCUCCAGCUGGACAGCAAGGAUAUCCAGUAUAUUGCAGCCGACCUAGAUUUGGUCUAUCAGCUAUCGCCCUGGUUUAAGGUGUCCAAAGUGAAGACCAAACUGGAGCUGCAGCAGGACACGGAUGCGGAGGCACUGAGUCCCAAUGUGAUACGCUGCUAUGAUGAUUUGGCGCGCCAACUCCAUGCGCUGGAUGAUCUGCCCCUGGAGAUUGUGUCCAUUUCGAGCAUAUCCCCGGUGUCCCGCUACUGUGAACCGAUGCCGGUGCUGCCGCAGGCUCGCAUGAUGGCCGACCACAUCCAUGCCAGCCACAUCCAGCGGGUAAUCAUUCAGCUGGGACAGAGCGGCAAGUGGCCAAAUGAGCUGAGCGCCCUGAGAGCACUCAAGACGGCAUUCCUCAUUGAGAUUGGCGAGAAAUUGAAGGCGCAGUGUCGUCUCAACUGGUCCAUUACCUCUGAGGGCCUGCUGGUCCUCAAGCGGGGCUUCUGUUUCCUGCUGGAGCUGGCUCACAACAAAGAGCUGGCUCUGCUCAAGCAGGAGGUCACCGAACGGGGAGUGACGAAGUAUGUGGAUAACCCCGAGAGUCGUGCCCUGGAGCAACGGCACUACAUCCUGCCCAAGGUCAGUGGAGCACUGCAUUCCCUGCAUCAGUCGCACUCCGCCUAUGGGCCGACUGUGCUGAUUGCCAAGCGCUGGCUGGCCACUCAACUGCUGGAUGACGGGAUCUGGCCCCCGAUGGCCACAGAGCUGCUGGUUGCCCAUCUGUACCAGCAGCGAAAUGCUCCUCAGGCCAUAGCGGCACCCCAAACAGGAUUCAUACGGUUCCUGCAUCUGCUCGCGCACAGCGAUUGGAAUGGAGAACUCUUUCUGCUGAACUUCAACAGCAGCUGGCAGGAACAACAAAUUGGCGAUCUGGAGCACAGUUUCCGCAGCGAUCGGCAGAGCUACCCGCCCCUGGCCCUGGCCACUUCGUACGAUCAACAACACGCCGGCCGUCUGUGGACCACCGGGGAGUCGCCCAGUCUGCGUAUCCUCUCGCAUGUCUCUCGAUUGGCCCGCCAUGCACUGGAGAUGAUUGAGACCAGUCUGCAGUCGAAAGAUCUGAGAUUUGUGCGCCCCGCGCAGCUGUUUCGCGGCUCCAGCGAGGGCUACGAUUUGGUGAUACAACUCAAGUCGGACUUGGUGCCCAAUGCUCUGAGCUAUGAUCUCGGUUCGCCCUUUGUGUCCUUUGAUCAACCGAAUUACCUGUUGCCCAGAGCAGGAAAGGACCCACUGGCAGCGAUUGUCCAUCAAUUGAGAUCUGCCUAUUCGGACUAUGCUGCCUUCUUCUACAAUCCCCAUGGCGGCAAGGAAUUGGCCAUUAUGUGGCGUCCCCCAGCAGUGUUUGCACCAAAAGCCUUUAAGGUCACGGAGCUACAGGCGUGCACGCUCUGCGACAAGGGCAAGGUUCAGGUGGUGAGGGAAACCCUAGUGGAGGACUUCAAAGUGCUGCUCAAGGACUUUUAUCUGCGCAUCAGUACGCCGGAAGAGCUCAAGCGAGAGCAGCGUGAGCACCAGAAUCCCAAGAGGUAUUUCAAUGCCAAGCCGCAGGAUAACGAAUCCUGUUCCAAGUCAAAGAAGCGUAAGCUGGCAAAGGCAGCAAAGGUGCAAGCUCCAUUGAAAAGGAAAUCUCUCAUCAAGAGCAGACCCCUAAAAUCGUUGAGCUAGUUAUAGCUGCUAUAUAGAAAGUAAGGAUGCACCACAAGGAUUCAUAAUUAAAGCUAGAAGAUAGUUAAGCCAGA